UGAUUACAAAUUAACAUUCAAUCUGUUGCCUUGCUUUUUUUCGUGGUCUGACAGUCUCCACUCAUUUUGCAGUAGCCUAUGCGCCCAAAUUUUGAGCGUUGUUUUGGAUUGGUUAUGUUGUUUAAAUUUGCACCGGCUCUCAUCUUUCAAUUAAAGAGUAAUUCAUUACAUGAAAGGAAUCUCAUAAAUUAGGUAAUGUAAAGAAGUUAAACACCUUUGUUAGAUGCAUAUAUUAUUAUGAACAUAGCAAUAGCAAUAUUACUUAGUUGCACAUCACUUUUAUCCAUUUUUUUAAAUGAUGGACAGGCAGACUUAUGUUGUAAUGUUGGUAAUCUAACUGCUCACCCGAGUCUGCUUUUUUGGUAGUAUGUGUUGGUACCUGCACCAGUUUGCUCAAGAUUGUAAGAAUUGUAAUCAUUGUUUAGGAAUGAAAUGGGCUACUAUUGUAUGCUUGUGAACCAACAAUGCAAUGGGUUCGCCUACAUCUGUGCUGUUAAGUUUGUCCUUGAAGUCUUGCUGUAAUACGUCAUCAUAUGUCGACACUGCUACACAAACACUGUUUUGGUUACGUCUGUUUGUGUGUUCUUCGCUCAGGGUUUUUUCACGACAAAUAAUCAUGUCAGAACAGUUAAGGAAAUUUGAGGAGCCUUUGAAAACAGACCUUGAGGAGUUGCUGGGUCGUUUCCAACGGACUACUUCAGUGCGAUAUGAGGACUUUUCGUCCAUGUGGAGAGACAUGAAAUUCGGCGAUAUAUUUCAUGGAAUCCAGAAUCUGAAGGAGAAGAAUGCAUUCAGCCGCAUAGCACUGAAUACAGCUACCGCUUACUUCCUACCACCCUACUCCUUUCAAGUCCGAGUCGGCGGCCUCUAUGUUCUCUACGGUCUCUACCAUUCACAGUGCAGCUUACCAAAGCAGAAAAUCCGCCUGGCCUUGAAAGACUGGGGGGAUGUCCAAGCAUUCACUCAGGAUGCCCUGAGCUCCCAGCACUAUGAUGUGGUGUACAUCUUACACAAACUGCUGGGCACAAAAGCCUUUCACUUCACCGCAAUGCCUGUUCCGCUGGCAUUUUUACGAGAUAAGAAGAACCAGGUUAUGCCAAACACAGAGGCUGUUGCUAAACCAUCAUCUCGACCUCAGCAGCUUGUCACAACAGAGAUGUUGGAGGAGGUGGCUAACAUUCAUCAGCACUACAAACAGCUGAAGGCAUCUGUGUCCGCCCAGCACCCAGAAGCCAGUCUCAACCUAGUCCGCCACAACCUGGUUCCCAAACUGUUCAAUUCGGUGAUGUCUUUCAGCACGUGGCAGAACAUUCAUACGCAGGGUGGGGAGGCCAGUGUGCAGUCAACCAGCCUUGAUGAGCCCUCCACCAGUUCCAGCUCUAACCAGCACCAGCAGCAGCAGGAGUGCUCCAGGAGAGCAGACCUCCUCGCCUCCAUCAAGGCGCGCUCCUAUGGCCAGGUGGUGGAGGUAGCCAAGUCUCGGCGCCAUAGGCAGGCGGAGCUGUGUUCGGCAGGGGAUGCGGGCCCAAGGGAAGAUCCAGGGAUGGGGGGUGUGCCGGGGGCCAUUCCACGACGCAGACGCCGAUUUCACAAUUCGCUGAGAUACCGCACUCUACGACGUCUCUACGAAACUGGAGGCAUUCCAGAGGAGUUCCUCACAAGCACCAAGCUGUGGCGACUGAGCAAGGCAGACCAGGAGGAGACUACCCGGGCGAUCAAGACGCGCUUCAAGUGGUGAUGCAACCACAAAAAGCACAGACCACACCACCUGACCCAGGACCAGCAGUCUUUCACUGCACUGCUUGGAUCUGCCUCCUCUAAGGCUCACAUAAAGAUGAUGGCGGGUCAAGGAUGAUGAUGAUCCUAUGUUGCUGGUGUGGGGCUUGUGGAUUGUGUUUGACCCAUGCAUGAACAUUUGCAUAAGUGCACUUUGACUCCAGUUGGAGCACCGUUUUCCUUUGCCUUAGGGGGGCACUCAAGCUUAUAAAAGGUUGUUUGCCGUUGUGGCCACUGCAGAAAGGAGGAAUUAUCAUGGCAAGGGUGAUUGUUACUAAUCAGUAACCUAUCUAGCUGUUUAUUGAUAUAGGGGAAGACUGCUGACUGCUGACCAACAGUGUUUGUGCCAGUCAUAGAAAAAGUUGUUCUGGUCAAGUUUAAGAUAUGUCAAGGUCAACUAUACCAUAAGGGAUCAUUGAUGCUUGUUUAUGGCAUUGUUUGUUUGAAAACCAUGUUUUUUUUUACCAUCCAUAAUGUUAUGCUUAAUAACAUAACACCAAGAGAUGUAUGUGUCAGAUGCCAUGGGCAUGUUUGUCUUAAAUGUUUUUUUUAUACAGGAUUCAUUGUCUUGAGCAAGUGGUGUCAUUCAAAUUUAAAAGAAAAGUAAAACCUUUUUUUGUGAAUAUGAA
Messenger RNA from Clupea harengus (Atlantic herring), 2405 nucleotides. RefSeq names its product small nuclear RNA activating complex, polypeptide 1b (gene snapc1b). Gene Ontology annotation, cellular component: snRNA-activating protein complex. Gene Ontology annotation, molecular function: sequence-specific DNA binding. Gene Ontology annotation, biological process: snRNA transcription by RNA polymerase III; snRNA transcription by RNA polymerase II. NCBI's taxonomy places the organism in Eukaryota, Metazoa, Chordata, Actinopteri, Clupeiformes, Clupeidae. The record is from RefSeq and is a predicted model, not a curated record.